GCGACCUGGGCUCAUUUGGACCCGGUCGGCUCGCGGGCGCGGUGGUGGUUGGUGGCAGCUCGGCUCCCUGGGGACUCGCACCGCAGCGCGGAGGGGCAGGAAUGAAAGUGGGCGUAAUCCACUGUAGAUGUUCCAGGUGUUUUUCUUUCCCUUCAAAACGAAGGGUAAGAAAACGGCCUCGAGUCCUGACAUUACUGAGUCUCCCUGAAGAUGUUCUGUUUCAUGUUCUGAAAGGCCUUCCUGCUGAGGAUAUCCUCUCCAUCCGAGCUGUGCACUCGCAUCUUAAGUACCUUGUAGAUAAUCAUGCUAGUGUUUGGGCAUGUGCAAGUUUUCAAGAAGUAUGGCCUUCUCCAAAAAAUCUGAAGAUGUUUGAAAGGGCUGCUGAAAGGGGUAACUUUGAAGCUGCUGUGAAGCUGGGCAUAGCAUAUCUGUACAAUGAAGGCUUAUCCAUCUCCGAUGAGGGUCGUGCAGAAGUGAAUGGGUUAAAGGCAUCUCAUUUCUUCAGCCUGACGGAGCGUCUGAAUGUCUGUGCAGCCCCCUUUAUCUGGCUCUUUAUUCGUCCCCCAUGGUCCGUGAGCGGGAGCUGUUGUAAAGCUGUGGUCUAUGAGAGCCUCAAAGCAGAGUGUCAGUUGCAGAAAGCCCAGAAAGGCUCUAUUCUCCACUGCUUGGCUAAGGUUUUAAGUCUCUUUGAGGAUGAAGAAAAAAGGAAAGAAGCCCUUGAAAUGUUUGAAGAGUCUUCAAAGCAGGGUUGCUUAAACAGCUCCUACCUCCUCUGGGAAAGUAACAGAAGAGCUGCUAUGUCAGAUCCCGGCAGAUACCUUCAGAGCUUCAGGAAACUAAGGGACUAUGCAGCAAAGGGUUGCUGGGAAGCCCAGAUAUCUUUAGCCAAAGCUUGUGGGAAUGGAAACCAGCUAGGAUUAGAAGCAAAAGCCUCCAAUGAGAUGGUGUCUCAGCUCUUCCAGGCUUCCCUUUCUGUCAGAAAGCAAAGCAUCUUCACUGUGCAGAAGGGAAUGAACGAAACAAUGAGGUACAUCCUGAUUGACUGGCUGGUAGAAGUGGCCACCAUGAAAGAUUUCUCCAGCCUUUGUCUUCAUACGACAGUGGGGUGCGUGGAUCGGUACUUGAAGCUGAGACCUGUAUCCCGGGCCCGGCUCCAGCUUUUGGGAAUCGCGUGCAUGGUCAUUUGUACACGCUUCAUCAGCAAAGAGAUCUUGACAAUACGGGAAGCUGUGUGGCUAACAGACAACACAUACAAAUAUGAAGAUCUAGUCCGGAUGAUGGGGGAGAUCAUCUCUGCCCUGGAAGGCAAGAUAAGGAUUCCUACUAUUGUGGAUUACAAAGAAGUGCUACUGACUAUAAUCCCCCUGGAGAGAAGAACGCUUCACCUGUACAGCUUUAUCUGUGAACUAUCACUAUUGAACACAGGUCUCUGUGUAUAUUCUCCUGCCAAUCUGGCUGCUGCAGCACUACUACUGGCUAAGAUACUGCACAGGCAAGCACAUCCUUGGAACAGCCAGCUGUCUGAAUGCACUGGAUUCUCUCUUGAAGACCUGAUACCCUGUGUGCUGAGCCUACAUCAAAAAUGUUUCCAUGAUGAUGUCCCAAAGGAUUAUAGGCAGGUGGUGUUGACUGCUGUGAAACAACGAUUUGAAGAUGAGCGUUAUGAAGAAAUUGGCAAGGAAAAGGUGAUGAGUUACAGCCAGCUCUGUUCGCUGUUAGGAGUGAAACAGGAGGACCCAGAGCCCAGUCCCUUACACACAAGUGCUGAGGAAAUUCAGACGUUCCUUAGCUCUCCCUCUGGAAAGAGAACUAAAAGGAGAAGGGAAGACAGCAUUCAGGAAGACAGGGGCAGCUUUGUGACUACACCCACAGCUGAACUAUCCACGCAGGAGGAGACCCUUCUGGACAACUUCCUGGACUGGAGCUUGGACUCCUGCUCGGGUUACGAAGGAGAUCAGGAAAGUGAAGGGGAGAGAGAGGGAGAUGUGACAGCUCCCAGUGGAGUCUUGGAUGUAACUGUAGUCUAUAUGGAUCCAGCAGAGCAUUGCUGUCAGGAUUCCAGUGAUGAAGAUAGCCUAGCUGCAGAAUGGCCUGGACAGGAUGUACCAGCGAGGAAGGCGGAGCAGCCAGAUGCUGAGAAACAGCGGCUUGCUGGUCACUGUCAAAAAGAACCCAUACUAGAAGCCACCUCAGGCUAUUCAUCUGUCCACAGUGCCAGUCCUACUUCCUCUGUAGAUGGCAGCUUUGGAGCACCGAUCAAAACUACCUCAGCACUGUCUCUGGGCAGUGCCAUGAACAAAGGGCCAUACCUGCCUCACUACUUGAAAUCACAUUUACAAUCUGUCCGCCCCAAGUCCACUGAGGGCAAGUGUGAGAGAAGGCAAGUCAAACGGAAAAACGUGGCUGAGCAUAGUGAAGAAGAGAGGAUGAACUUGGGCUUCUUGAGCCUCUGAUUUCAGUGCUGUUUACUUUCAUUUCAGAGGGCUCCUGGAAACAGUAUUUUGGUGUAGUCCUUGCAGGGAAGGUAACAAGUAAUUGUCAGUAGCAGGCGCCAC
Molecule: messenger RNA, 2555 nt
Organism: Terrapene triunguis (Three-toed box turtle)
Lineage: Eukaryota; Metazoa; Chordata; Testudines; Emydidae
Gene: CCNF
Product: cyclin F
Exons: 17
Coding region: 102-2453 (783 amino acids)
Biological process (GO): regulation of cyclin-dependent protein serine/threonine kinase activity; mitotic cell cycle phase transition
Cellular component (GO): nucleus; cytoplasm; cyclin-dependent protein kinase holoenzyme complex
Molecular function (GO): protein binding; cyclin-dependent protein serine/threonine kinase regulator activity
Source: RefSeq, a predicted model, not a curated record